GCUUCGUUCCCAGGCGCUCUGGGGGCUACAAUACCAAAUAUGAAGCAAAGAUUCUCGUCAUUGGAUGUCCAGGUAAUCUCUCGGGAACUGUCCUCAGAGCUGGUUGGCCUGCGGGUUUCAAACAUAUACGACCUCUCAUCAAGAAUUUUCCUUUUGAAACUCGCAAAGCCUGAUCACCGCAAGCAACUCAUCGUCGACUCCGGUUUUCGAUGCCAUGUGACUCAGUACUCUCGAGCCACGGCUCAAACGCCCUCUGCCUUCGUAAAACGCAUGCGCAAGUUCCUUAAAUCUCGGCGUAUCACCUCGAUCAAGCAAAUCGGUACAGAUCGCAUUAUUGACUUCACCUUCAGCGAUGGCAUAUACCACAUGUUGCUGGAGUUCUUCGCAGGCGGCAAUGUCAUCAUUACGGAUCGCGACUACAAUAUCGUCGCAGUGCUUCGCCAGGUGAAUGGAGGAGAUGGAUUAGAGGAAGCCAAGGUCGGAAUUCAGUACACGGUGACCAAUAAGCAGAACUACAAUGGCGUUCCGGAUAUCACUGUCGAUAGGGUCAAGGAAACGCUGGAGAAGGCACAGAUUCUUUUCGCACAGGAGGAAGGCAUGCCCAAGAAAUCAAAGAAGAAGAAGAACACGGAUGUGCUACGAAAGGCUCUGUCGCAGGGAUUCCCGGAGUAUCCUCCUCUUCUCUUGGAUCAUGCUUUUGCAACCAGGGACGUUAACCCCGCGACGCCCCUGCAGCAGGUUCUGGGCGAUGAAGGUCGGUUGAACCAGGUUCUAGGCGUUCUAGAAGAAGCUCGGAACGUUACGGCGGGUUUAUCUGUGGAAAAGACCCAUCCUGGUUAUAUUGUCGCAAAGGCGGAUACUCGUCCCGUUGCCAAAUAUGCGAACGCUGAAGCCGAGACUCCCUCGAGCAAGCCUGCUGCGCUCCUCUAUGAAGACUUCCACCCCUUCAAACCCCGGCAAUUCGAAGGGAAAGACGGCAUCACGAUCUUAGAAUUCAGCUCGAUGAACGCAACUGUCGACGAAUACUUCUCGUCUAUUGAAUCUCAAAAGCUGGAAUCGCGACUGACGGAACGGGAAGAGGCGGCAAGGAAGAAGCUUGAUGCCGUUAAAAGUGAGCAUGAGAAACGCAUUGGGGCGCUUAAGCAAGCUCAGGAGAUACAUAUUCGGAAAGCCAGUGCUAUUCAAGACAAUGUGUAUCGAGUGCAGGAGGCAAUGGAUGCUGUCAAUGGCCUCAUCGCUCAAGGCAUGGACUGGGUGGAGAUUGCACGCCUGAUUGAGAUGGAACAGGACAGAGGCAACCCCGUCGCGCAGAUCAUCAAGCUUCCUUUGAAACUCUACGAAAACACUAUCACGCUCCUACUCAGAGAGGCUGGAGAUGAGGAGGAAGAGGAGGAAGAGGAAUUGUUUUCGAGUGAUGAAUCGGAAGAAUCGGAGACCGAUGAAGAGGAACAGGAUGAAACUGAUUCUUCCAAAAAGCACUCUACAGUGCUUACAAUCGACAUCGACCUGGCACUUUCUCCAUGGGCGAACGCAACUCAGUACUACGACCAGAAGAAAGUGGCUGCUGUUAAGGCCGAGAAAACCACCCAGUCAUCCGCGAAGGCGCUCAAGAGUCAUGAGAAGAAAGUAAAGGAUGACCUGAAACGAAAUUUGAAGCAGGAAAAGCAAGUUCUUCGACCUGCUAGGAAGCUGUUCUGGUUUGAAAAGUUUUUAUUCUUUAUCUCCUCUGAAGGAUAUCUGGUUCUAGGUGGUCGUGAUGCUAUGCAAAUCGAGAUACUCUACCGUCGUUACCUGAGAAAGGGUGAUGUCUUUGUACACGCUGAUCUCGAAGGUGCUACGCCAAUGAUCGUCAAGAAUCGACCUGGAGCAACCAGUGCAUCCAUUUCUCCAAGUACUUUGUCCCAAGCGGGCAACCUUUGUGUUGCCACGUCGAGCGCGUGGGACUCAAAGGCGAUCAUGUCCGCAUACUGGGUCGAUGCAAACCAGGUAUCCAAGACUGCAGAGGCGGGAGAUCUUCUUCCAGUCGGUGACUUUCUAGUUAAGGGAAAGAAAAACUUCCUCGCUCCUUCGCAGCUUGUCCUAGGCUUUGCUGUUAUGUUCCAGGUCAGCAUGGAAAGUCUUCGAAACCACAAGUCGUACAGAGUGGAGGAGCCGGCAAGUGGGGAGCAAACAGAGAAAGUCAAGGAAGCAGUGGUAGAAGAGGUCCAGAGUCCAGAAGAGAUCAAGCCUACUCAAGCUAUGGAGACUCCUCGGCAUUCCAAAAAACACGAGCAGGAGCAGGAGCAGGAGGAGCAGGAACAUAUUGAAAACUCGGAUGACGAACAAGAAUAUCGCGAUACUGCUUUCUCAGGAAAUCCCCUGCAACCCGAAACAGCGGAGACUAGCGCAUUAAAAGAUGAAAGCGAUCCAGGAUCUGAUAAUGGAAAGGAUCAGGAGGGAGCAGAGGAGGGAGUCGGUGACGAGGAAGAGUCAACCCGAACAGGUCAGCCAGCAGACGACCAGGCUACAUUGGAUGAGACUGAAAGCGUAGCGUCCUCCCAAACCCCAGGAAAACGACACCUCUCUGCUAGGGAAAAGCGUCUACUCAAGAAAGGCAAACCACUUGACACGCUCCCUCUAAAAUCAAAAGAAAUCAGCGAGUCUUCAACACCUGUUGCUAACGGCGGAUCUGUGAAAUCAGCGGACCCCAAACCCGGCCCUGCUCCUACUCGAGGCAGGAAAGGAAAAUCGAAGAAGGCCGCAGCCAAGUAUGCAGACCAGGACGAUGAGGAGCGGGAGCUAGCUCUCCGCCUCUUAGGCGCAAACAGUGUUAAGGCCCAGAAAGCUGCCGCCGAAGCUGAGGCAAAAGCCAAACGGGAACAGGAAGCUGAGGAACAAAAGAAACGCCGCAAAGCUCAACAUGAGCGCGCAGCACAGGCGGAACAAAAGCGACAGGCCCUAUUUGAAGAGGGCGCUGCGGAUGACUACGACGAGGAAACAGCUGCCGCUGAGGCGGCAGACCUCGAGUGGAUUCCAGCACUGGUCGGAACGCCUCACCCGGAUGACGAGAUCCUCGCUGCCAUUCCUGUAUGUGCUCCUUGGGCUGCUCUUGGCCGAUACAAAUACCGAGUCAAGUUGCAACCGGGUGCAGUAAAGAAAGGGAAAGCUGUUAAGGAGAUAAUUGGGCGAUGGGUUGCCGAGACGACCACCGGAAAGGUGAAGAAGGAGCAUGCGGAGGACGCUGGAAUCGAUCGAGCGGCUGCAGAGAAAGUCAGAGCACGCGAAGGUGAGCUGAUUAAAGGCUGGAAAGAUACGGAGGUCAUCAAUACCGUUCCAGUCGGCAAGGUGCGGAUUAUGGUCGGUGGCGGCGGCGGCGGCGGCGACAAGGGCAAAGGCAAGACGAGUGGAGAUGGUCAGAACAAUACUGCAGUAUAUAUAUCAUAUCAACCACCACGACCUAGCUUCAACUCAGAUAUAGAGUCUAAACGCACACCCCAACUGUCACCAGCCUCUACUCUUGACUGGCGGGACAUAGCGGCCAAUCUGCUCCAGUUUUCACGUCGCCUUGUUGCUCGCGGCUCUCCGCGCAGCUUUACUAGGCCUGUUACGACAGCGACGACCGCCACCAUGUCGCCCAGCGAAACCACGCGGAUUGUAUCCGCCGUGCGUCUGAACAAAGAGGGCCCCGGAAACCAGUCUCUCGCCGAAUGGUGGGCAAGCGAACAGAGUCGCAAGACACCGGAGGCUGCUGCCAUCGCAGAGGCCGCGAAGCUCCUUCAGGAAAGCGAUAUCCCCGUUGCGUUCCCCACAGAGACAGUGUACGGCCUGGGAGCCGAUGCUACGCGGAGCGCGGCAGUACGAGGAAUUUAUAAAGCGAAACAGAGACCAUCGGAUAACCCGCUGAUUGUACACAUCGAUUCGCUGGACAUGCUAGACCGACUACUCAACCCGGCGGCGCAUAUGAGUCCCCCGCACGCCACACGGACCGCCAGACACUCCAUCCCUCCUAUCUACCAUCCCUUAAUUACGCGGUUUUGGCCCGGCCCGCUGACUAUCCUUCUCCCGAAUCCGUCGGGCUCCCCUCUUGCGCCGGAGGUGACUUCGAAUCUGACGACUUUCGGGGUGCGCAUGCCUGCCUCUCCGCUCGCGCGGUUGUUGAUCCACGUCGCGGACCGCCCGCUCGCAGCUCCUUCCGCGAACGCCUCAACCAAGCCUUCUCCUACCGCCGCGGAACAUGUCUUCCACGAUCUACAUGGCCGUAUUGAACUGAUUCUCGAUGGCGGGUCCUGUGGUGUGGGGGUUGAGAGUACAGUGGUUGACGGCCUAUCCAACCCGCCCGCGAUUCUGCGGCCGGGCGGCGUGGGCAUUGAAGAACUACGAUCAUGUCCCGGGUGGGAAAAUGUACAGCUUGGAUAUAACGACGGUACCCUGGGCGCGAAGGAAGCGCCUCGAGCCCCGGGCAUGAAAUACCGGCACUAUUCCCCGAAGGCGCGCGUAGUUCUCUUCGAAGACGGCUCGAACGCGCAGGCCGUUCUGCGCCAUAUCCAAAAGGACUUGCGGGAUACAGCCGUGGGCGCGCACAGUAUUGGCAUCGUCCGAACGCGAAGCUGGCUGCGGGGUCUCCAGUUAUUACCGGAGGAGGAGAUGGAGAACCAGCUGCAGCCGGUUUCCUCGCUGGUGGGCAAUCUCGUGGCCUUCCCCGUGCCAAUUGGAGACAAAACCAAGCAAGUCUUCGACUGCCCCCUGGGCUCGGAUCUUCAUUCUAUUGCCCGGGGCUUAUUCUCCGCCCUCCGCGCGAUGGACGAAAACGAGGUCGAUGUGAUCUAUGUCGAGGGCGUGUCGGACCACCAGGGCGACUUGGCUGCUGCGGUGAUGAACCGACUGCGCAAGGCAGCAGGAGUUGAGCUUCGCGUCUAAUAUAGAAAAAGAAUCUUCUUCCAUUUUUCUUUGCUCAUUUCUUUCUUUUCUUUCUUGGCUUAGAUAUUCUACUCCAGUUCCAUGGAUGAUAGAGCGAUUUCGAGUCUCCUUACGAAUAUUCACGAAUAAUUAAAAGCUU
Messenger RNA from Aspergillus ochraceoroseus IBT 24754, 5035 nucleotides. RefSeq lists its product as uncharacterized. Gene Ontology annotation, cellular component: RQC complex. Gene Ontology annotation, molecular function: tRNA binding; double-stranded RNA binding; ribosomal large subunit binding. NCBI's taxonomy places the organism in Eukaryota, Fungi, Ascomycota, Eurotiomycetes, Eurotiales, Aspergillaceae. The coding region runs from base 40 to 4896 and encodes 1618 amino acids. Gene Ontology annotation, biological process: ribosome-associated ubiquitin-dependent protein catabolic process; rescue of stalled cytosolic ribosome. The transcript has 6 exons. The record is from RefSeq and is a predicted model, not a curated record.